Molecule: messenger RNA, 391 nt
Organism: Pelecanus crispus (Dalmatian pelican)
Lineage: Eukaryota; Metazoa; Chordata; Aves; Pelecaniformes; Pelecanidae
Source: RefSeq, a predicted model, not a curated record
GAAGGAGGAAAAAGAAAUAGAAGCGGACAAAAUACUUCAUCAAGAGAAAAGUGAACCCAGCCUCAUCUGUCCCCCACUACGCAGCAGAAACUAUCUUCCUCCAGAGGAUAUACAGAGCUGCCUUGAGUCUCAUGUCAGGGAGAUUUUUGGACCCUCGCUUCCUGACAAUUGGCAGCAGACACCCCUCAAAGAAAACAGGUUAAAGUAUCGCCUCCUGGCUCAGCUGGCAGCAGAACUUGGUCAUGCUGUCCCCAAUUCACAGCUUCACCUGAUGUGCAGUGCUGAGGAUGUCUUGAAUUUCUAUAGCACUCCUGUGAAGGAUGUGUCCAAGUUUGAUGAACUGUGCGCUGCAGAGCUACCCCCAAACCUGAAGAUUACCUGGGAGCAGUGA